Molecule: messenger RNA, 295 nt
Organism: Dentiscutata erythropus
Lineage: Eukaryota; Fungi; Glomeromycota; Glomeromycetes; Diversisporales; Gigasporaceae
Source: the annotation of a GenBank genome assembly
CAUGGGUAUGUGCUUAUACUACAAAGAUCUUCACUGCCAGCAUACAAUCAACAUCUCGCGUUGAGAGUUACAACGCUCAAGUUAAAAGGCUGGUUUUAAACUCUAAUAUUAGCCUACUCAAACUUGCUGAAGCCUUGGAAGCAAGUAUAGAAGAAAAGAUUAAAAAAGCAAAAUAUGCUUAUUGGAAGACACGAAUUCCAUUAACAUCAUCUGCCGCUACAUUACUACAAACACUAUUUCCCAAACUCAAUAAGGCUUUGAGCCAGUUUAUUACACCUGAAAUACAAAAAAUUCA